AUGUCCUGCCCACACAAGCAACAAAUCCGUAUCAGAAAGCCAGCUCCAAAGUUCACCGCUCAAGCUGUUGUCAAUGGUGAAUUCAAGACCGUCUCUUUGGACGACUUCAAGGGUAAAUACGUAUACUUGUUCUUCUACCCACUCGACUUUACCUUUGUAUGUCCAACUGAAAUCAUCUCCUUCUCCGAACGUGCUGAGGAAUUCAAGAAGAUUGGUUGUGAAAUCAUUGCCUGUUCAGUAGACUCUCAAUUCUCUCACUUGGCUUGGGUCAACACCCCACGUAAGCAAGGUGGUUUGGGUGGUAUCAACUUCCCAAUCGUCUCUGAUCUUACUCACCAAAUUGCCAAGGACUAUGGUGUCUUUAUCGAAGAAGACGGACACACCAUCCGUGGUUCCUUUAUCAUUGGUGCUGACGGUCUCGUCAAGCAAAUCACCCUCAACGAUAACCCAGUCGGUAGAUCCGUUGAUGAAGCUCUCCGUCUUGUUGAAGCCUACCAAUACACUGAUGUCCACGGUGAAGUUUGCCCAGCCAACUGGACCAAGGGUGGUAAGACCAUGAUCCCAGAUUCCAAGCAAUCAAAAACCUUCUUUGAAUCAACUUAUUAA
Molecule: messenger RNA, 606 nt
Organism: Cavenderia fasciculata
Lineage: Eukaryota; Evosea; Eumycetozoa; Acytosteliales; Cavenderiaceae
Gene: prdx4
Product: peroxiredoxin
Exons: 3
Coding region: 1-606 (201 amino acids)
Biological process (GO): cell redox homeostasis; response to oxidative stress; cellular response to stress
Cellular component (GO): cytosol
Molecular function (GO): thioredoxin peroxidase activity
Source: RefSeq, a predicted model, not a curated record